Oncorhynchus kisutch (coho salmon) is the source of this 4721-nucleotide messenger RNA. RefSeq names its product endothelin-converting enzyme 2-like. The transcript is spliced from 18 exons. Gene Ontology annotation, molecular function: metalloendopeptidase activity. Gene Ontology annotation, cellular component: plasma membrane. The record is from RefSeq and is a predicted model, not a curated record. Lineage: Eukaryota; Metazoa; Chordata; Actinopteri; Salmoniformes; Salmonidae. Gene Ontology annotation, biological process: protein processing. The coding region runs from base 179 to 2284 and encodes 701 amino acids.
UGUACCUUUGCAGUACCUCUGACCCCACACCCGAAUAGGCUUUCGAGAGGUGUGGCGGGUGCACUCAGUAGCAACGCUGCACGCCCGACAUCGACGGAGCUCUCAAACAAACAGCUAUUACAUUGAAUGAAAUUCGCAAAAAGGUGGCAUCCAGCUUCUCAGUUCCCUGGGCAAGAGGAUGGUGCUGGCUGGCGUGCUGCUUUCCUCUGCCCUCGCCCUGUUCGGAUGUACCUUCACUCUUGGCAUGCGCUACAACAAAGACCAAGCACAGAGCCCGUGCCUGACCAAGGCCUGUUUCACGGUGGCCAGUAAGAUCGUAGAGGGCCUGGACCGCAGCGCUGACCCCUGCCAGGACUUCUACCAGUACGCCUGCGGGGGUUGGGUCCGCAAGAACCCUCUCCCCGACGGACGCUCUGGUUGGAGCACCUUCAACAGCGUCUGGGACCAGAACCAGGCUGUCCUCAAACACCUGCUGGAGAAUGUCACUUUCAACUCCAGCAGCGCGGCGGAGAAGAAGACGCAGUUCUACUAUCUGUCCUGUCUCAAUGAGCAGCACAUUGAGGAGCUGGGAGCCACGCCCCUUAUUGACCUCAUCACAAAGACAGGGGGCUGGAGCAUCACUGGGCCCUGGGAGAAGGACAACUUCAUGGAGGUGCUGAAGACCGUGUCGGGCCCCUACCGCGCCCAUCCCUUCUUCACAGUCAGAGUCCGUGUGGACCCCAAGAAUUCCAAUAGCAACGUCAUCCAGGUGGGCCAAUCAGGGUUGUUCCUCCCCCCGCGGGACUAUGACGGCAACACAGCCAAUGAAAAGGCGUAUCUGGAUUACAUGGUGGAGCUGGGCCUGCUGUUGGGAGGGGAUAAGAACUCCACGCAGAGCCAGAUGCAGCAGAUCCUGGACUUUGAGACAACGCUCGCCAACAUCACCAUAUCUCAGGACAAAUGCUGCGACAAGGAGAAGAUCUACCACAAGAUCACCAUCGCCGAGCUGCAGCUGCUGGCUCCGGCGGUGGACUGGCUGGACUACCUGUCCUUGGUCCUGUCCCCUCUGGACCUGAAUGACACGGAGCCCGUGGUGCUCUAUGCCAAGGAGUUCCUGCAGCAGGUGUCUGACCUGAUCAACAAGACUGAUCGCAGCCUGCUCAACAACUACAUGAUCUGGAACCUGGUGCAGAAGGGAGCGUCCAGUCUGGACCAGCGCUUUGAGAGCGCCCAGGACAAGCUGCUAGAGAGCCUGUAUGGAACCAAGAAGCCCCGCACACCUCGAUGGCAGACCUGUAUUGGGAACACAGAUGACACGCUCGGCUUCGCCCUGGGAGCGCUCUUUGUAAAAGCGACGUUUGAUAAACACAGCAAAAAGAUUGUAGAGGGGAUGAUCAAUGAGAUCCGUACUGCAUUCAAAGAUGCUCUGGAUCACAUCAAGUGGAUGGACAAACAGACGCGGACGGCAGCCAAAGACAAGGCGGACACCAUCUACAACAUGAUUGGAUUCCCUGACUUUAUCCUGGACCCCAAAGAACUGGAUGAUGUUUACGACGGGUAUGACGUCUCAGAAGACAACUUUUUCCAGAACACGCUCAACUUCUAUAACUUCUCCGCCAGGGUGAUGGCCGAUCAUCUCCGCAAGCCACCCAACAGUGACCAAUGGAGUAUGACCCCUCUCACAGUCAACGCCUACUACAUGCCCAACAAGAAUGGGAUUGUCUUCCCAGCUGGAAUCCUUCAGGCACCCUUUUACGCCCAGCAUCACCCCAAAGCACUGAACUUCGGGGGGAUCGGAGUGGUGAUGGGACAUGAACUCACUCAUGCCUUUGGUGUCCAGGGCAGGGAAUACGACAAAGAUGGGAACCUUCGGCCAUGGUGGCAAAAUUCCUCUGUGGACGCAUUUAAGAAUCGCACGGAAUGCAUGGUAGAGCAGUACAAUGGGUUUACCAUCAAUGGGACGCAUAUAAAUGGCAAGCAGACGCUGGAAGAGAACAUUGCUGACAACGGCGGCCUAAAGGCAGCCUAUAAUGCGUACCAAUCAUGGGUGCAGGAGAACGGUGAGGAGAAGAGGCUGCCGGCGGUCAACCUGACCAAUGACCAACUGUUCUUUGUGGGAUUCGCCCAGGUGUGGUGUUCCGUGCGAACCCCAGAGAGUGCCCACCAGGGACUCAUGACAGACCUCCACAGCCCCCCAAAGUACCGCGUCAUCGGCACCCUCUCCAACUCGCCAGCCUUUGCAGAGCACUUCCAGUGCCCCACUGGCUCCCCGAUGAACACUGGUCACCGCUGCACAGUGUGGUAGGGCCUGGCAAAACCACAGGGGGGCGCUGUCUGUGGAGUCUGCAUGGAGAACCAAGAGGAGGAGUUGAUCUCUGCAUUGGACCUUUUUUUCUAUUUGUAUUCUUUGUACAUAAUGAUGGACUACUAAGUGGUGAGUAGAGCAGCACAGACUCCAGGUUAGCGAGAGGGAGGCGUGUUGAGAGAAAAGUUGUCGUCUGCUGAUGCAUGUGUAAUUCCAGAGCCCUCUUUUGACUGAGGGAUCUCCCUGAAACCACUAUGACCUCACAGGAAGUGGUCAUCACCCUCUGACCUCGCAGGAAGUGCAGGAACUUCACUCUGACAUCCCAUGAUGGAGGUUCAGGUGCCUUUGUGACCUCACAGGAAAUGCAGAACCGUCGCUGUGUUUGGACAUUGCACAUGGUUUCAUCUCGAUUGACAUCUAUAUUCCCUAUAUAGUAUACACAAAUGUACUAUUAGGGCCGGGAUGACACCAGUAUUUCAAUACUCGUUAAUAUUGUGGCAAGGAAACAAAACACAAAGCGGAUUUAACUUCUUUAGGGAAACAGCCCUGAUGGAAACAAACAUCAUUAUGUUAUCCAGAGUGAAAUGUUUUUAUUUUCCAAGCUAUAGCGCACAAUAUUUUACAUACAGAUUGGUUUUAAAGGACCAAAGAGUUGGGUCUGUUUUGUGUUUUCAUUUUUGCCAGUAUCGUCCCGGCCCUAUGCAGUAUAUGUGUGGCUCUGGUAAAUAGUAGUUCCCUAUAUGGGGUGUCAUUUAAAUAGGGUGUAAUUUGAGAUGGAGCCAUAUACUCGCUUCUCCUUUUUCUCAUUGAACUAUGCUACUGUUUUCUAUGACUCUCCAGACUGCCAGUCUGCAGAGCCAUAGAAAGAGAACUCAGCUGUUCAAUUUCACAACAAUAACGAACACCAUGAUGAUGCAUUCGGCUAGUUCAUUAUAACGGUCUCGUUCGGCACAUUUUGUGAAAUCAAAUAUCUAACAGAGUUCUAAAUGUGUUGUGUACAAUAGACAUAGCUAACUAUCUGAGCGUUGUGCCCAUAGAAAUGCAGUGAGCUCCAAAACAGUGAAAUAGUUUUGGUUGUUUUGGCUCUGUACUUCAGCACUUUGGAUUCGAAAUGACACAAUGACUGUGCCUUACGUCUGUCAGCUUUAAUUUGAGGGUGUUUUCAUCCAUGUCGGAUGAACCGUUUAGAAAUUACAACACUUUUUGUACGUAGUCCCUCAAUUUUAGGAGACCAAAGGUAUUGGGACAAAUUCUCUUGUGUAUUAAAGUAGAAAAAAAUGAAGUAUUUGGUCUCUCAUUCAUACGAUGACUACAUCAAGCUUGUGAUUCUACAAACUUGUUGGAUGCAUUUGCUGUUUUUGUUGUGUUUCAGAUUAUUUUGUGCUCAAUAGAAAUUAAUGGAAAUUUGUGCGUCUAACUUUCUCACAAAUCAUUAUUCACGAUUCAUUCAGGACUAUCUGUAUUCUGUAAUUGUGGAAGCACCCACAUUAAUGUAGAAUUGUUUAGAAACACAUAUUCUUAUUUAUAGUAAAAGUGACUCCAAAAUGACACAACAUACAUUAUUUACCCUAAAUUUAUAUUGGCCACAAAAUAAUCUGAAAUGCAACCAAAACAAACAGCAAAUGCAUCCAUCAAGCUUUUAGAGUCACAAUCUUGAUGUAGUCAAUGUGUGCUGUGAAUAUGGGACCAAAUACUUCUCCCAAUACUUUUGGUCUCCUAAAAUUGGGGUACAAUAAGUGCUGUAAUUUCUAAACGGUUCACCCGAUAUGGUUGACAAUACCCUCAAAUUAAAGUUGAGGGUCUGCACUUUAUCCUCAUUCAAAUCAGAAGUGCUGGCAUAGAGCCAAAACAACAAAGAAGGUGUCACUGUCCCAAUACUUUUGGAGCUCGCUGUAGAUAGAGGACUCGUCUUUGUAUCUGUGCCAUUAUCGCAUCUGUGACAGCUUUGGAAGCAUCUCCAUUUUGAAGUGGUCACUUUUCUUCUUCACGAUUGGCUGAUGACCCAGUUGGACAUGACUCCGACAGGGUCACUAGGAAGGAUCACCAAUGAAGUUGGAAGCCCCACCAAGUUGACUACAUUAAAAUGGUGGAAGCCCUCAAUGGUGCUACCCAUGCUAAUAUGGCCAUUUGACCAGAAGUGUGAAAAGGGUAUGACAGCCUGGCGAGAGCGAUAUCAUUUAUCUUACUUACUUAGUCCUUUUCAUUCCUAUGUGGAACAUGCUUCAUCAAGAAAAGUCCACCUCUACAAGCUACUGGCUUAGCGGAACAACAUUUGUGGGAGAUAAUUGAAAAGUCAGCAUAACUUAACUUUAGAGACUUUUAAGGCACAUUGUUGAGCUCUGAUUAGUAGAAACCGGGCUGAUUAACUAAACACCAGGGUUGUGUUCAUUGGGUCAUGCAACAGAAAAAGUUUAAUAAAAUGUUUUACAACUGAAAA